GCAAUAUCUUUGAAUUUGAAAAUGAUUGAUGAGCUACCAUUGAUAUAUGAUCUUCUGCCUUGUCCACCCUUUGGAAACUAUUCGGCUUCGUGCAAGUCAUCAGAAAUCAACAAGGGCUCCACUUCGUACUUCACCUUGGAACGAAGGACCUACAACCCCUUGACCGCCAACUACCUGACAGCCGAGGUUGCAUGUCCGUACAAUGCUGGCAGCACCAGACAUGCUGGUGUUGCUAAGGCAACCGAAUCCACAGCGAUCUUCUCUGUCUGUGGUGAAUUUUACAAAGGCAAGAACAUGGUACAAAUUAUCACUUCUGAAAUCGAGUGGAACAAUGUUUACUCAGGAAAUGCUGCCAACACAUCAUCGUCAUUGUCAAGUCCGGGAGCUGGUGGUAGGAAAAAUUGCAACCAGGACCUGAUGAAUUAUGAAAACAGAUCUCAGGCCAAAAGACCUGCCAAAACAAGUGGAGAGCAUCAAAAAUCUCCAAUUAACAUUGAAGAGGAGGGUGUCACAUAUCAUCCUGAACCAGGUUUGGAAACAGAAGUAGAACCUGAAGAAAAUUCAGGUGGUAAUGGGACUCAAGACAAGCUCCAAAAGGUCAAGAGGAGUAACAGGUUAAAAUCAGCAAUGAAUGUGACAAAUGGCAACGGAAAAAUUUGA
This is a messenger RNA of Entrophospora sp. SA101, 660 nucleotides long. Lineage: Eukaryota; Fungi; Glomeromycota; Glomeromycetes; Entrophosporales; Entrophosporaceae. The record is from the annotation of a GenBank genome assembly.